This is a messenger RNA of Molossus molossus (Pallas's mastiff bat), 3051 nucleotides long. RefSeq names its product dishevelled segment polarity protein 1 (gene DVL1). Bases 32 to 2131 code for a protein of 699 amino acids. Gene Ontology annotation, molecular function: frizzled binding. The transcript is spliced from 15 exons. NCBI's taxonomy places the organism in Eukaryota, Metazoa, Chordata, Mammalia, Chiroptera, Molossidae. The record is from RefSeq and is a predicted model, not a curated record. Gene Ontology annotation, biological process: intracellular signal transduction; canonical Wnt signaling pathway. Gene Ontology annotation, cellular component: cytosol.
CGAGCCGCGGGCCGGGCCUGAGCGCCGCGCCAUGGCGGAGACCAAGAUCAUCUACCACAUGGACGAGGAGGAGACGCCGUACCUGGUCAAGCUGCCCGUGGCGCCCGAGCGCGUCACGCUGGCCGACUUCAAGAACGUGCUCAGCAACCGGCCGGUGCACGCCUACAAAUUCUUCUUCAAGUCCAUGGACCAGGACUUCGGGGUGGUGAAGGAGGAGAUCUCUGCUGAUAAUGCCCGGCUGCCCUGCUUCAAUGGCCGUGUGGUCUCCUGGCUGGUCCUGGCUGAGGGCGCUCACUCGGACACAGGCUCUCAGGCCACCGAUGGCCACGUCGACCUGCCCCCACCUCUUGAGCGGAUGGGUGGCAUCGGGGACUCCAGGCCCCCCUCUUUCCACCCGAAUGUGGCCAGCAGCCGUGAUGGGAUGGACAAUGAGACCGGCACUGAGUCCAUGGUCAGCCACCGGCGCGAGCGAGCCCGACGCCGGAACCGGGAGGAAGCUACCCGGGCCAAUGGGCACCCCAGAGGGGACCGGCGGCGGGACCUGGGCUUGCCCCCUGACAGUGCCUCUACCGCACUGAGCAGUGAACUCGAGUCCAGCAGCUUCAUUGACUCUGAGGAGGAUGACAACACGAGCCGGCUGAGCAGCUCCACUGAGCAAAGCACCUCUUCCCGGCUCAUCCGGAAGCACAAGCGGCGGCGGCGGAAGCAGCGCCUUCGGCAGGCAGACCGAGCCUCGUCCUUCAGCAGCAUCACAGACUCCACCAUGUCCCUGAACAUCAUCACUGUCACCCUCAACAUGGAGAGGCACCAUUUCCUGGGCAUCAGCAUCGUGGGUCAGAGCAACGACCGGGGAGACGGCGGCAUCUACAUCGGCUCCAUCAUGAAGGGCGGGGCGGUGGCUGCAGACGGCCGCAUCGAGCCUGGCGACAUGCUGCUGCAGGUGAACGACGUCAACUUCGAGAACAUGAGCAACGACGACGCUGUGCGGGUGCUGCGGGAGAUUGUCUCCCAGACAGGGCCCAUCAGCCUCACAGUGGCCAAGUGCUGGGACCCAACCCCAAGGAGCUACUUCACUGUGCCGAGGGCUGACCCUGUUCGGCCCAUCGACCCAGCUGCCUGGCUGUCCCACACGGCGGCGCUGACCGGAGCCCUGCCCCGCUACGGUACGAGCCCCUGCUCCAGCGCCGUCACGCGCACCAGCUCCUCCUCACUCACCAGCUCUGUGCCCGGCGCCCCACAGCUGGAGGAGGCGCCGCUGACGGUGAAGAGCGACAUGGGCGCCGUGGUCCGGGUCAUGCAGCUGCCGGACUCCGGCCUGGAGAUCCGCGACCGCAUGUGGCUGAAGAUCACCAUCGCCAACGCCGUCAUCGGCGCGGACGUGGUGGACUGGCUGUACUCGCACCUGGAGGGCUUCAAGGAGCGGCGCGAGGCCCGCAGGUACGCCAGCAGCAUGCUGAAGCGCGGCUUCCUGCGGCACACCGUGAACAAGGUCACCUUCUCCGAGCAGUGCUACUACGUCUUCGGGGACCUGUGCAGCAAUCUCGAAGCCCUGAACCUCAACAGCGGCUCCAGUGGCGCCUCGGAUCAGGACACACUGGCCCCGCUGCCCCACCCAGCUCCCUGGCCCCUGGGUCAGGGCUACCCCUACCAGUACCCGGGGCCUCCGCCCUGCUUCCCGCCCGCGUACCAGGACCCCGGCUUCAGCUACGGCAGCGGCAGCGCUGGGAGCCAGCAGAGUGAAGGGAGCAGAAGCAGCGGGUCCACCCGGAGCGCGGGCGGGAGCAGCCGGCGGGCCCUGGGCCGGGAGCAGGAGCGCCGGGGGCCUGGGGCCGGGGGCAGUGGCAGCGAGUCCGACCACACAGCCCCGAGCAGAGCAGGUGGCGCUGGCUGGCGGGAGCGUCCCGCCAGCCAGCUCAGCCGUGGCAGCAGCCCACACAGCCAGGCCUCGGCCACUGCCCCCGGGCUCCCCCCACUGCACCCCCUGACGAAGGCAUACUCGGUGGUGGGUGGGCCGCCUGGCGGGCCCCCGGUUCGGGAGCUGGCCGCUGUGCCCCCAGAGCUGACAGGCAGCCGCCAGUCCUUCCAGAAGGCCAUGGGGAACCCCUGUGAGUUCUUCGUCGACAUCAUGUGACCGAGGCCAGCGUGCCUUCCACGGCCUGGUGGGGGCGCCGAGGGUGCUGCUCCCACAGGAGGGUGCUGCAUCUGGAGCUCGUGUGGCCUUAGCGGGGGCCGGCGUGGGUCAGGCCAGCUUUCCACGUGCACAAGGGGCCACGCUGUGGGGUCCGGGACUAGACAGCGGGAGCAGGCUGCAGGGCGGCCCGAGCUCCGUGAUCUGGACUCAGCAGCCCGUCUGUUCCUGGUCAGAGCAGCUGUGUCCGUGAGGACCUGGGGGUGCCUCUCUGCUCAGGCAGAUCUCAUCUGCCCCCUCAGUGUGCGCUCAGGGACCCCCAGUCGCCUACAGCGCUGCGUACAGGGCCCCAGGCCAAGCCCAGAGGUGGCUGCUGGGCCCCACUGGCCACCCAGCGCGCAGUCCCCACCCAUCUGGUGCAGGCUGGGGGUCCAUGUUGGGGGUGGAAUCUGAGCCCCCAGACUCCUCUGCCCAGGGUAGGGUAUAAUUUAUUUAUUUAUUUCUUGGCCCGUGUCCUUGGGGAGGUGGCGGCUAAGUCACACCCACCCCCAGCUGGAGCAAUUCGCGCUCCCCCACCGCCAGGUCUCGGAGUGAAGUGGUCCGGCUUAGGGACACAGGUCGUGUCUGAAAGUGUGUGGGGCUGGUGAGGGGGACAGGAGGGCACCUCUCAGCGGUGGGAGGAGUGGACCGUGACCCACAGAUGCUCAGCUGCUGCAGGGACGGGUCUGGGGGAGAGGGGCCAGCCCACCCUUCCCCGCUGUGCUCAGGUGACCACCCACCUCGCACAGUGCUUCCUUCCCGGCGACUCCGGCCUGCACAUGUCUGCACUGUAGACACUGUAUCGAGUCAGAGGUCGUCUGGAUGGCUAAUAGAGCUGCUUCUGUGUAAAUGCUAUUUUAAACACUAAAAAGCAUUUAAUUUUA